Sardina pilchardus (European sardine) is the source of this 2935-nucleotide messenger RNA. It is a transcript of the gene ptchd1, whose product is annotated as patched domain containing 1. Gene Ontology annotation, cellular component: synapse; plasma membrane. Bases 1 to 2727 code for a protein of 908 amino acids. The transcript has 3 exons. Gene Ontology annotation, biological process: cognition; chemical synaptic transmission. NCBI's taxonomy places the organism in Eukaryota, Metazoa, Chordata, Actinopteri, Clupeiformes, Clupeidae. The record is from RefSeq and is a predicted model, not a curated record.
AUGUUGCGACAGGUGUUGCACGAAGGUCUCAGGACGUCUUUCCACAAAUUGGGCCAUUUUGUCGCCAAUCACCCCGUCUUCUUCGCCUCUACUCCGGUUCUGAUUUCUAUUUUACUCGGUGCAAGUUUCAGCCGGUACCGCAUAGAAGAAAACGUGGAGUACCUGUUGGCCCCGAAGCACAGUCUAGCGAAGAUAGAGGGGAACUUGGUGGAUAGUUUGUUUCCCGUAAACAGAUCCAAACACACGUUGUACUCAGAUUUGCAGACGCCGGGCAGAUACGGUCGUGUCAUCGUCACCUCGCGCAGAGGAAGCAUCCUAGAACCACAAUACGUCGAUUUAGUUUUGAAGCUCCACCGUACCAUCACCCAGCUGCAGGUGCCCACGCUGGGCUUCAACUACACCUUCAACCACCUCUGCCUGCUGGACGACAGCAAGAGCUGCAUCGUGGACGACAUCGUGCACGCGCUGGCCGAGGCCCAGGGGGCGCGCGCCGCCAACCGGACCGUGCCGCCGCUGCGCUACCCCAUCACCAGCCUGCGCGACGGCCGCGAGGCCUACAUCGGCCACCAGCUGGGCGGCGUGCAGCCGCUGGGCGGCGGAGGAGGAGGAGGGCGGGACGGCGGAGGCGUGCGCGUGGCCCGCGCCCUCCAGCUCACCUACUACCUGCAGGCGUCGUCGCCGCUCAACGAGCUGGUGGCGGCGCGCUGGGAGGCGGCGUUCGUCGCCGAGCUGGAGCUGCUCGGCCGCCGCCACCCGGAGCUGGCGCUCUACCCGUUCACGUCGUCGUCGCUGCAGCGCGACUUCCAGCGCAGCAGCCGCGUGGCGGAGCGCCCCCUGCUGGUCAGCCUGGCCGUGUGCAUGGCGCUGGCCGUGCUCUGCUGCUCCAUGCGCGACUGCGUGCGCACCAAGCCCUGGCUCGGCCUGCUCGCGCUGGUCACCGUCAGCCUGGCCACGCUGACCUCCGCCGGCAUCUUCAACCUCAGCGGCGGCAAGUACAACUCCACCUACCUGGGCAUCCCCUUCGUCAUGCUGGGUCACGGCUUGUUUGGCAUCUUCGAGAUGCUGGCGUCGUGGCGGCGGACGCGCGAGGACCAGCACGUGAAGGAGCGCGUGGCGGCCGUCUUCUCCGACUGCCUGCUGCCCUUCACGGCGGGCACGGCGCUGCACCUGGUGACCUUCGGCAUCGGCGCCAGCCCCUUCACCAACAUCGAGGCCGUGCGCCUCUUCUGCCGCAACGCCUGCCUCUCCGUGCUCUUCAACUACCUCUACAUCCUCACCUUCUUCGGCUCCAACCUGGUGUUCGCCGGCUACCUGGAGAACAACUACCGCCACAGCCUCUUCUGCCGACGCGUGCCCAAGCCCGAGCUCCUGCAGCAGAAGCCCGCCUGGUACCGCUUCCUGAUGUACACGCAGUACAACGAGGGCCCGGCGUCCGAGCCCGACCUGCAGGCCUACGAGAGCCACCUGCUGGUGGCCUUCAUGAAGCGCUACUACUGCGACUGGAUCACCAACACGUACGUCAAGCCCUUCGUGGUGCUCUUCUACCUGGUGUACGUGUCCUUCGCGCUCAUGGGCUACCUGCAGGUGAGCGAGGGCUCGGACCUGAGCAACAUGGUGGCCACGGAGACGGGCACCAUCGCGUACAUGCGCGCGCAGCAGCGCUACUUCAGCAGCUACAGCCCGGUGAUCGGCUUCUACAUCUACGAGUCCAUCGAGUACUGGAACGCCAGCGUGCAGGAGGACCUGCUGGAGUACACGCGCGGCUUCGAGCGCAUCUCGUGGUUCGAGAGCUACCUGAAGUACCUGCGCGGGCUCAACGCCAGCCAGAGCCUGCCGCGCGGCGACUUCACCGAGCGGCUGCGCGCCGGCUUCCUGCGGCAGCCGCGCUACGCGCACUUCGCCGACGACAUCAUCUUCGCGCGACGCGGCGUCGGCUCCGACGGCGGCGCCGGGAGCGACGCCGAGGUGGUGGCCUCGCGCAUGUUCCUGGUGGCCAAGACGACGGAGAACAAGCGCGAGGAGAUGGCCGUGCUGCUGGACACGCUGCGCAAGCUCUCGCUGACCUCGCGCAUCAAGUUCAUCAUCUUCAACCCGUCGUUCGUCUACAUGGACCGCUACGCGUCGUCGGUGGGCGCGCCGCUCAAGAACUCGUGCGUGGCCGCCCUCUUCCUCCUCUUCUUCUCCACCUUCCUGGCGGCCGACCCGCUGGUCAACGGCUGGCUGGCCGUGACGGUGGCCUCGGUGGAGUUCGGCGUGGUGGGCUUCAUGACGCUGUGGCACGUGGAGCUGGACUGCGUCUCGGUGCUCUGCCUCAUCUACGGCGUCAACUACGCGGUGGACUCGAGCGCGCCGCUGGUCUCGGCGUUCGUGCUGGGCCGCGAGCACUCGCGCACCCACUGGGUCAAGCUGGCGCUGGAGCACCACGGCGUGCCAGCGCUGCAGAGCUACCUGUGCUACGGCGCCGCCCUGCUGCCCGUGGCCGCCGUGCCCUCCAACCUGACGCGCACGCUCUUCCGCUGCCUCUUCCUCACCGUGCUCAUCGUGGCGUUCCACUGCCUGGCCAUCCUGCCGGUGCUGCUGACCUUCCUGCCGCCGUCCAAGCGCAAGAAGAAGCGAGACCGGAAGAGGGCCGGCGGCGGCGGCGGCAGCGACGGGGGCCGCGAGGAGAUCGAGUGCGUGGAGAUGGCGGACAGCACGCGCGUCGUCGACCAGAUCACCACCGUCUGACGGCCGCAGCUCGGGAAAAAAAAAACGCUAACCCGCUAACCGCCCACUCCCCCCCGUCAACUGUUUGACCAACACAAAUGGACAGACAGAGAAACGGAAAGCUGAUGCCUUUCCGGUGGAAGGUGACCCACAAGAGGGGCUUUGUUUGAGUCUAUGAGUACGUCACUCGCGUGUGACAAGUGUGUCAAGUUUUAGGCUGCGGCUCAGA